Monomorium pharaonis (pharaoh ant) is the source of this 2293-nucleotide messenger RNA. RefSeq names its product CAAX prenyl protease 2 (gene Sras). The transcript has 6 exons. Bases 234 to 1109 code for a protein of 291 amino acids. NCBI's taxonomy places the organism in Eukaryota, Metazoa, Arthropoda, Insecta, Hymenoptera, Formicidae. The record is from RefSeq and is a predicted model, not a curated record. Gene Ontology annotation, molecular function: metalloendopeptidase activity. Gene Ontology annotation, cellular component: endoplasmic reticulum membrane. Gene Ontology annotation, biological process: CAAX-box protein processing.
UUCUGCCCCGCGCGAGUGCGUGCCGUGGUGCACCCCCCUACCCCCCAUUCGACCCGUACCGUCUCGCCGUCUCCAACCCUCUGCCACCGCAGCGCCUCUAUCUCUCUCUUUCUCUCACUCUCUUUCCUUCUUCCUCUUUACCCCGCGGUCUCCGCCAACGCCACGGGGCUUAUUACCGAGCCCCCCUUCCGCAGUGGAGCGCGACACAGGCGACCGACAUCGGUUAUGGAGUUAUGGAGGCCGCGGAACCAAGUACCGAUAGCCUGCCGAGCUGCGCCUCCGCGAUCCUCGCGUGCCUCGCGCUCUCGAGCGUCUACGUGGCGAGCCUGUAUGUCUGGAGUACGCCGCACAACAGAGAGCAUCCAUCGACUAUAAAGAAACGAUUUUUUAGCGUAUUUGUCAUGACUCUUGUUUCACCAGCACCCUUGUAUUUUGGACUAAAUGAGAAAGUAUUUCAAAAGGCAACCAUCUGGGAAAUGCUGGGCCUUCGAUGGACAGGCUUGAUACAGGCGACUGCGAUAUCGUUGCUCCUAACGAUGAUUUUGUUCUUAGGUCCCUUAAGUUUACAAGGAUUCAAUGGACGAUUGUAUACCGAGCCCAUAUACUGGCUGGGAGGCAUACGAACUCUAACUUGGUGGAGAAAUCAGGUGGUCGCUCCAUUGUCUGAGGAGUGGACUUUUAGGGCAUGCAUGUUGCCGUUGCUCCUACAAUGUUUCACACCGACUACUGCCAUAUUUGUGUGCCCCCUAUUCUUCGGAGUGGCUCACUUCCAUCACGUAGUAGAGAGAGUAAAAAUGGGAAUGAGCAUCAAACAUGCGUUAUUUAUAUCUUGUUUUCAGUCUGCGUACACGACGAUUUUUGGAGCGUACGCGGCCUUCCUCUUUGCGAGGACAGGACACUUCGUUGCACCGUUCGCCGCGCAUUCAUUCUGCAAUCAUAUGGGUUUUCCCGAUCUUUCUGAAAUAGCAGCAUACAAGGAUCCACUGAAACGAGCUGGAUUCAUGUGUUUGUUUGUGAUCGGCUUGGUCGCCUGGUGCUUCUUAUUGAUGCCGAUGACUCAUCCAUCAUUGUUUAAUAAUAAUUUAUUCUGGACUAAACACUUUAUAUGAGACGUCCGAUCUCUAACAAAUAAUAGGAUAUAACAAAUGCUACGGUUAAAAUGUUUUUAUGCAGAAUUUACUGCAAUUGUUCCACUAAUCUAUUGGUUUACAUCGUUGUGGAAUAUUUUAUAUUUAACAGUCUAUCUAACAGAGUACAAUACUUAUCUGUCGAAAAAUAUUGCGAGAAUUAAAAAUUAGUUUAGACUAAUUUCAACUAUAUAUUCGAUAACGAUAUAUAAUUUAACUGAUCGUGCAAUUUGGCAUUGGUACAAAAUAUAUCACCGUAGUGCCUGAGAGUUAGACUUUUAUAGUGGCGCUUAUGAAUGUCACAACUAUUAGAUAGACGAACUUGUUCGCAAGACCAAAAUUUGCGAAAGAUCUAGCUCUAAUUAUUAUUUACGAAUUAUCGCAUACAUUUAUAUGCGGAAAUAUUACAUUAUUUCAUGAUCACGAUCUGUUAAACGUUAUCAAUAUUUUGAAACAGAGAGAUUUUUGUAAAUGAAAUAUUGUAAUAUAGAUUAUUAUAAUUAAUGUAAUCUAUUGAAAAAAUUUCUAAAACGAUAUUUCUAAUCGUCUACUUUUAUAACAAUCUGUAUGUAUAGUGUAUAUACGAUGUUCAUAUGUACAAUGGCAGUGAUAAAUAUUCCAGUGAUAAGCGAUAUCGCCAUACACACACAAUGGUUUAUUUAAAUCACAGAAGUAACGCGAUUAACGCAACAAUUAUUAUUAUAAGUUUUAUAUAUGUAUAUGUACAUCGAUAAACGCGUAUACAUUAUAUAUGCAGUAAGACUACAAGUAAUUGUAUAUAAUAAGAGUACAAUUCGAUUUUCGAAUAUGUGUAAUAUCUUUUAAUUGCAUACGUAAUGUAUACCGUUCUUUAUUCUAGAUAUAAAUAGUAAUAUCAACUUCUUAAAUGACAUUCAGGGCAUAAAACAUUGAUACAAUGUUGAAAUAGUGUUAAGCUAGUGUUUGUUUUACAGUCGAAGCGCCAUAUAAAAUUCGAUAUAUAACGAUGAUUACAUAAUGAUUUAAUUUAUAAGCGUCUAUUAGGAUUUAAAUGUAUUUGAUGAACUUGUUUUGCGUGAGACAUUAAAAUAAUGUGAGAAAUAACAUGAUUUUGUGUAUGAGCAGCUCAUAUUUGAUUCACUUUGUAACAUUGAUAAAGAAUAUAUAACUGUAAACAAAACGUUUAA